AUGAGCAGAAACCGAGCUGAUGUUGUCGACCUGACAACCAGAUCAUCGCGGCAAAAUCCUAUCGCUUUAUCCUCCUCCCCGCCUACCGCCUCAAACCACGCAUCCUCAUCCCGCCAUGGACAAUUGCCUACUGCGCGCGGUGUCAAGCGCCGUCGUCAUUGGAGCGAUGAACACGGUGAUUCCGUCGCACACUCCUCUUCGAUUCUCUCCGAAGGCGAGCCAAUCGAAACGAUCGAUAUGACCGACGACACAGGCGCGGCCGCACUCGCUCGAACAGUGGCCAAGCAGAGGGAGGAUGCCAUUAAAGCGCAGCCGUCGGCAGAGAGUAAUUCAAAACUCUCCGCUAUACUCGCUUACAAAUGUCCCAUUUGCAUGGAGACGCCCGUGGACGCAACAAGCACAUCAUGUGGGCAUCUCUUUUGUCACAAGUGUAUCAUCGACUGCUUGAAGAUGAGCGAACAAACACGCGGCGGUGAUUCUUCGAAACAACACAAGGGUACCUGCCCGGUGUGCCGCACGCCGAUCUCGCGAAAGGAGACGCCUGGGAAGGCUAAGAAUCUCAUUCCGCUGUUGUUUCUAACGAAAAAGCGAGGUGAUCUUGCCGCAUCUGGCACGUAG
Penicillium verrucosum is the source of this 618-nucleotide messenger RNA. RefSeq lists its product as uncharacterized. Gene Ontology annotation, molecular function: metal ion binding. Lineage: Eukaryota; Fungi; Ascomycota; Eurotiomycetes; Eurotiales; Aspergillaceae. The record is from RefSeq and is a predicted model, not a curated record. The transcript has 2 exons. The coding region runs from base 1 to 618 and encodes 205 amino acids.